ACUGUGAAUUGAGGUUUCGCAUAUCCCGCCCUCCUGGAGUUCUGAUACUCAACGCCCCAUCUCUUAGCCAUUGGGAAAACCACCUCGCCUCUUGUGGCAAACGGGCAGUUUUAACCGGCCAACACCAUUUGUGGAUUUAUGUAAAAGUGUCAGAAGCUCAGGAGAGCGAGGGGACGUGAAUUUCACAGACAUUCGGACACAGAUCUACCGGGUUCACCUGUACAGUCAUGAAGGCUUUUUUCCUGCUUGCCACAUUGCUGUGGUGUUUAACGACGAGUUUCUCCUGGGCAGCUAAGAUCGUGGUAGUUCCUCCAAUUAUGUUUGAGAGCCACCUGUAUAUUUUUAAAACCUUGGCCUCUGCUCUUCACGCCGAGGGCCACGACACAGUCUUCCUGGUGUCCGAAGGUCGUGAGAUCCCGCCUUCCAACCAUUAUCGUCUCCAGCGCUACCCUGGAAUCUUUAACAGCACCUCAGCUGACGACUUCCUUCAAUCAAAAGUUCGCAACAUCUUCUCAGGGCGUCUCACAGCACUGGAGCUAUUUGACAUCCUGGACCAUUAUUCUCAAAACUGUGAUGCCGUUGUUGGGAGUGCUUCUGUCAUGGAGCAGCUAAAACGUGAAAAGUUUGACCUCCUGCUUGUUGAUCCCAAUGAAAUGUGUGGAUUUGUCAUAGCUCACAUUUUGGGUGUCCAAUACGCAGUGUUUAGUACAGGACUGUGGUACCCUGCGGAAGUUGGGGCGCCAGCUCCUCUAUCAUACGUUCCAGAAUUUAACUCUCUACUAACAGACCAUAUGUCAUUGUUCCAACGGGUAGCUAACACAGCAGUCUACCUGGUUUCCAGAUUUGGUGUCCAGUUCCUGGUUUUACCCAAGUAUGAUCGCAUUAUGAGGAAAUAUAACAUUCAACCGACUGUGUCCAUGCAUGAUCUCGUUCAAAACAGUCGACUCUGGAUGCUGUGUACUGACAUGGCGCUCGAGUUCCCACGACCCACUCUGCCACAUGUUGUCUAUGUAGGUGGCAUCCUCACCAAACCCCCCAGCCCCUUGCCACAGGAGUUUGAAGCCUGGGUGAAGGAUACAGAUGAGCAUGGUUUCGUAGUGGUGUCAUUUGGUGCGGGGGUAAAGUAUCUGUCAGAAGACAUUGCUCAGAAACUUGCAGGAGCCUUGAGCCAUCUUCCCCAGAGAGUCAUCUGGAGGUUCUCUGGAGUUCCUCCCUCCAAUCUGGGCAACAAUACUAAACUAGUGGACUGGAUGCCACAGAAUGACCUGUUGGGCCACCCAAACACACGGGCCUUCUUGAGCCACGGGGGCUUGAACAGCAUCUAUGAGGCCAUGUAUCACGGUGUUCCUGUGGUCGGUGUGCCGCUGUUUGGAGAUCACUAUGACACCAUGACACGAGUUCAGGCCAAAGGCAUGGGCAUAAUGCUUGAGUGGAAAAGGAUGAGUGAAGAAGACCUUUAUACCGCCAUGGUUAAUGUCAUUACAGACGAAAGGUAUCGUGAGCGAGCACAGCUGCUGUCUCAGAUUCACAAAGAUCAACCUGGUCAUCCAGUGAGUCGGGCAGUUUAUUGGAUAAGCUAUAUACUCCGUCACCGUGGUGCCGAACACCUCCGCUCCGCAGUCUAUGAGAUCCCCACCUACCAGUACUUCUUAUUGGAUGUGGCUGUGGUGAUAGGAGUGUGCCUGCUUCUACUCGGCUACGUGCUAUACCGAAUAGGCAAGUGCAUCCAAUCACGACUGGGGCGUGGUUCAUCUGCAGCGGAGAAGGUGAACGGACACUGUCAUAAUGGAAUUCCUAAUGGCAAGCACAAAAGAAAUGGUCAUGUUAAAAGUACGGAGAAGAAACUAAAGUAAAGCACUAGGAGAAAUCAACACUAACGCUUCACUAAAGAGAGGAAUUAACUACUCUUCACUCAAAGAGCAGGGCCUAUCCAGGAAAUAAAUACAUGGGUCAAUAAAGAAACAAACCAACCAUUAUAACAACAAACUGUAAGUGGGAAGCCAAAGUAAGGAAGAAAGAAAGGAAACCAGAAAACAUAAACGGAAAGGUCCUGAGGACGUUUUUUUUUUUUCCCCAGGUGAAUGGAGUUAAUGUUCAGUUGUGGUUCUGAAUGUUGAGUUUAUCCUUGUGGAAAAAGCAACGGUUUUGAAGUUUAGAAAUUAAUGUUUUUAACAAGAAGCUAUCAUGCUCUGGGGCAUCAGGUUUUACUACAUCCAAAUACAACUAUUAUAUAAAUCUAUUUAUAUAAAUUUCAUACUUCUUGUGCACAGAGCACAGUUGUGCACUGAAUUUAAUUUAUGUUCUAUAUUUAUGUUUCACGCACUCCGUCCCUACUUUGUCUUUUCUUCAGGAAUAUUAAUUCUCGGACGUUAGUAGUGCUAGCAAGGUAGCAUUUUGCUAGUGUUUAUGUUGCCAGCCUUGCCUUAAUCUUUAAUAUGCGCUUUUCCUUUUGCUAACAUACAACCGUAUUCCUUGUAGACACAAAUCUGCACUAGCUAAUGCUAAAUGCUAGGGAGUUUGUUGGGGAUAGUUUAACUUGAAUCAUUUUGGAACGCUAGGAGCCAGUAUACUGGUGUACGCUUUUCCGUUUUGUUUAGCUGUUCUCAGCUAAUUUCAUUUAAUGAAUUAGCGUAGUUUCAGAUAAGGUGGAACAUCCCUUCACACAAUCCUUGUGUUGGCAGAUAUAGGUUAAAAUGAGCGAAUUGAUACAAUUUAUUAGGCCUUUUUACCCAUACUAUUGUUUUGCUUCAUGGAUGUUUAGGUUUUGCAGUUUAAAUUCUUCCUCAUCUUUACUCAAUGGUUUAUUUUAUUAAGCAAAUCAUGCUUAGGAGGACAUUUUUUUUAAAACGGGGGGAGGGGAGGAUACAGUAGUUUUUAUGCAUGAGUGCCUGUGUGUCUCGAAAUGUCCCAAAUUUUUAUUAGAACGUGUAUUGGACGAGUAAAAGAUUGCAAAAGAUUGUUUGCUGACAUGUUCCCACAAAUCAGUAGGCCUAGAGUGACCUGGUGGAAUUUGGUACUGUAACGAACAUUUCCCAUGGUGCUCUACUGGUUCUUUUAACCUUCAGCCAUUUUCAUUAGUGGAAGUUUUGUGAAAGGUACUAUUUUGGUAACAUGUCGAUCUAACAUUUAGUUGUGUGACUUUUCACCAGGUGGCACUGAACAGAACUUCUGUACAUUAUUUGUGCGUUAAAGUGCAUUCUCAGCCUCAGAGGUUUUAUUUAAAAAAACAAUGCCACUGGACAACCUGUUAUAAAAUCACAUGCUGGUUUUACAACUCAAUGUCAGACUGAAUUGUUGCCAGUAAUACUCUCAGUGUGAUUGUUUUAAAUGUACCACAACACUGUUCAUAUUUCCCAGUUCACUAAACAGUCGAAUCACUUAAACCAAAAUGACUUAAAUGAAGAUUCACUGACGUCAUAAUAAUUGAAAAACUGUUUUUACCACGAGGUUUAAAGCAUUUAUUCAGCCAAGCACUGUUUUAGACUGUCCAUACUUGAAAAUACACUGGCUGCAAUAUGGCUGCAAAUGCAUCAGAGCUAUGACUGGUGAAACAGUGACGCACACUCACACACUUUGAACAUUAUAAUUGUUUUUUCUAGUUGUUUGUUUUGUAUGAUUUUCAGUAUUAAUAGUAGAUGGUUAACAACAGAGGAAAAAGCUGCAGAUGGGCUGUAACCUUAAAGGCUGUGUGUGUGUGUGAGUGGUUAUAGACUACGAUUUCUUAUAUGUGAAAUGUGUAUGCUUGUACAUUCGAAUGGGGUUGCUUGAGCCUACUUGUGUCCAGCUUUGGCUUUAUAUACUGAUAAUUUAAAACCAAUGCUCCACUUCACUUACAGUACAUCAAUGCCUUUCUUUGUCUCUCAUAGUCUGUUUCCUGAUAAAGUCCUUGUAGAAGUAGUUGUUAAAGGCUGCUUGAAGGAGUUUAGUCUUAUUUUUUUAGUUUUUUUUUUCAUAAUGAUUUAAUGUGUGUCUGUGUUAUGUAAAUAAAAAGACAAACAAAAAUACUAAUGGUAAAUAAACAUUAAAUAUUUUGUUUGCUUACA
Molecule: messenger RNA, 4043 nt
Organism: Labeo rohita (rohu)
Lineage: Eukaryota; Metazoa; Chordata; Actinopteri; Cypriniformes; Cyprinidae
Gene: ugt8
Product: UDP glycosyltransferase 8
Exons: 6
Coding region: 228-1853 (541 amino acids)
Molecular function (GO): UDP-glycosyltransferase activity
Source: RefSeq, a predicted model, not a curated record